AAAAGAGUGGACAAAUUACCUUUAACAGUGCAGGGGGCAUCAACGUUCAGAAAGCACUGUAUCUUGUUAGUGAGACCUGGUCUUGUUGGAUGUUUCUGUCUUUGGUCAGAGGACAGCUAGGAUGAUUGAGAUUGAAGAGGUACCUAAAGAUGGAUAUUAGUGCGGCUGAGAGUUUUCCAACUUCAUAAGUAAAGCCAGACAAAGAAAGGGGAGAAUAGGAGUCGUGGGAGAUGAAGAGAGAGAAGCAUUUCCUGUUGGUUCACGGAGCCUGUCAUGGAGCCUGGUGUUGGUUUAAGAUUUCAUCUCUACUGAAGUCAAUGGGUCACAAGGUCACUGCUCUUGACAUGGCUGCAUCUGGUAUCCACCCAAAGCAGGUACUUGAAGUCCACUCGUUCUCUGACUGUGUUGAGCCAUUGAUUGAAUUCAUGGCGUCCCUCCCACCAGAGGAGAGGGUUAUCUUGGUUGGCCACAGCAUGGGUGGAGCAUGGAUGUCUGCUGCCAUGGAGAGGUUCCCAGAGAGAAUAUCUGUUUCGGUUUAUGCUGCUGCACUCAUGCCUGGUCCUGACUUCAGUUUCUUAACUCUAACUAGAGAGUUUCUUGGAAGAGUGGACUCUUUUAUGGAUAGCCAAUAUACAUUUGAUAACGGGCCCAAAAACCCUCCAACAACCAUACUCUUUGGGCCCAAUUUCUUGGCAUCCAAAUUUUAUCAGCUCUCGCCACCAGAGGAUUUGGUGCUUGCGCUGUCACUGGUAAGACCUUUACGUUUCUUGACCCCUGAAGAAAUAUCAUCAUCAAAAGAAGCACAACUCACCAAAGAGAAACAUGGUUUGGUUCCUAGAGUGUACAUCUUGUGUGAACAAGACAAUAUCAACACGCCGGAUUUUCAGAGGUGGAUGAUCGAGAACAAUCCGCCGGACCAAGUGAAGGUGAUUAGUGGCUCCGAUCAUAUGGCUAUGUUCUCUAAACCAAUUGAACUCUGCUCCUACCUCCAGGAGAUCGCAGAACAAUACUCUUAAAAAUGUGCACCCGUUAAAAACUCUCAUGAAGAGAGUUUGUGUUUGUGGUCAUUAGAAAUAAUUGUUGCUAAACAACAGCACUUCGGAGAAUUUAUGUAAUGAAAAUAAUUCAGAUUAUCUACAUUGGUUUGAAUUCCAAUA
This is a messenger RNA of Ziziphus jujuba (common jujube), 1157 nucleotides long. RefSeq names its product methyl jasmonate esterase 1-like. Gene Ontology annotation, biological process: salicylic acid metabolic process; jasmonic acid metabolic process. Lineage: Eukaryota; Viridiplantae; Streptophyta; Magnoliopsida; Rosales; Rhamnaceae. The transcript is spliced from 4 exons. The coding region runs from base 231 to 1016 and encodes 261 amino acids. The record is from RefSeq and is a predicted model, not a curated record. Gene Ontology annotation, molecular function: methyl indole-3-acetate esterase activity; methyl salicylate esterase activity; methyl jasmonate esterase activity.